UUAGCUCGCUGUUAGCUACUGCCUGGAGCUGACUGUCGAGGUGUUAUCAGCUUAGUAGCCGAUAUCAGUAUAUAUUUUUCUUUUAACAGGCGCAAUGAUGACCCUCUGACACCAAGAAUGGACAUAAGUUAACAAUGACGGGGGAGAAAAAGAAGAAAAAGCGGCUGAACCGCAGCAUUCUUCUUGCAAAGAAAAUUAUAAUAAAAGAUGGAGGAAGUCCUCAGGGAAUCGGUGAGCCCAGUGUUUACCAUGCUGUGGUGGUCAUCUUCCUGGAGUUUUUUGCAUGGGGUCUCCUCACCACCCCGAUGCUCACGGUAUUACACCAAACAUUCCCCCAACACACAUUCCUGAUGAAUGGGCUUAUUCAUGGUGUCAAGGGCCUAUUAUCAUUUCUGAGUGCCCCACUGAUUGGAGCUUUGUCAGAUGUAUGGGGACGCAAGUCUUUCCUGCUGCUAACGGUCUUCUUCACGUGUGCACCCAUUCCACUGAUGAAGAUCAGCCCAUGGUGGUACUUUGCAGUCAUCUCCAUGUCCGGCGUCUUUGCUGUCACCUUCUCUGUGAUCUUUGCUUAUGUGGCGGACAUCACGCAGGAGCAUGAGAGGAGCACAGCAUACGGUUUGGUAUCAGCUACCUUUGCAGCCAGCCUGGUUACCAGCCCGGCCAUCGGAGCCUACCUGUCUGUUGCCUACGGUGACACCUUGGUGGUGAUCCUGGCCACGGCCAUCGCCCUGCUCGAUAUCUGCUUCAUCCUUGUGGCUGUGCCAGAGUCGCUGCCAGAGAAGAUGAGGCCAGCAUCGUGGGGUGCACCGAUCUCCUGGGAACAGGCAGACCCCUUCGCUUCUCUGCGUAAAGUGGGUCAGGACUCCACGGUGCUCCUCAUCUGUAUCACAGUGUUUCUCUCCUACCUCCCCGAGGCCGGCCAGUACUCCAGCUUCUUCCUCUAUCUCAGACAGGUCAUAGGCUUCUCAUCAGAGACAGUGGCUGCCUUUAUCGCUGUAGUGGGGAUCCUGUCAAUACUAGCACAGACGGUGGUGUUGGGGAUCCUGAUGCGUUCAAUAGGAAAUAAGAACACAAUCCUGCUUGGCCUCGGCUUCCAGAUCCUUCAGCUGGCGUGGUAUGGCUUUGGCUCUCAGCCCUGGAUGAUGUGGGCAGCUGGAGCCGUUGCAGCCAUGUCCAGCAUCACUUUCCCUGCCAUCAGCGCAAUUGUGUCCCGUAAUGCAGACCCAGACCAACAAGGUGUUGUCCAGGGGAUGAUUACAGGGAUUCGGGGCCUCUGUAACGGUUUGGGCCCUGCUCUUUACGGUUUCGUCUUCUACUUGUUCCACGUGGAGCUGACCGACACGGAUGGCUCUGAGAAAGGUGUCAAACCCAACAUGGCCAACCCCACUGAUGAGAGUGCCAUCAUCCCAGGUCCUCCAUUCCUGUUUGGUGCAUGCUCAGUGCUGCUGUCUCUGCUGGUCGCCCUGUUUAUCCCAGAGCACACGGGCCCUGGCAUGAGGCCAGGCGCCUACAAGAAGCACAGCAACGGGGCGCAGAGUCACUCUCACAGCCCACAGGGCAGCGGGGCAGAGGGCAAGGAGCCUCUGUUGGAGGACAGCAGUGUAUAACCUCAGCUAAGGGGGGGCAGACACCCUCACUCCACCCCAAAACCCCUGCACACAUGGACAGAUACACACAUUUUACAACAUGGCCACACUUGUACCUCAGGCAUCAGACUCAAGUGCCGCGAAGAGGUCUUUGUGUCUGUGUGUUUGUGUCCACAGCACAAAAGUGGGCAGUCGUUCGUUAGCAGCCCUUUUUCUUUUUUAAAAGCAGGCUAUUGUGAGGACUCUCUAAAGACCCUGUAUGAAGAGAGUGUGAGUAUUUUUCGGGCUGCAGUGGAAAGGUGUGUGUGACUUGGCUGAGCUGGACUCUAAUCCUUGGUUUCUAUAAAGCAGUAACAGAGUGGAGCAUACAGCAGUUCGCCCCCCCUCCCAGAACCGAAGUGAUUUGGUUUUGAGUGUGAGUGGGGUAUAUCUCAAAUGUUACUAAAUCCCUGUGUGAUUAUUCAUAUUCCUCUGUAGCCAGUGAAGUGGCAACUUUGUCUGUUUGUCCAACGAAAGUGUAACAAACAGUUAGUUGAGCACUUGUCUAAUGGUCUUUCACACAUUAACUUCUGUUCUGAUGCGACUACAGCUCUGUUAAAGCAUCCAAGAAGGGAACACAGUUUUUCCUCUGUGUGCACAGCAGGGAAGCACAGCAACUAUAAACCUGUGAGAGGAGACUCUGCAGACCAGUGUUGGAGAGGCGCUGCUUAAUCUCAAGUCAGGAUGGGUCAACCAGUUCACAUAUGAAAAGCUUCGUAAGACCACACUUUGUUUAAAUGUCACACUUCUUACAGAGAGAAGUGUGCAACUGAGACCACUUUAUUAGCUGAAACUGUUUUUCAAUGUUUACUUGCCAUUCUCUAGAUUAGUAGUACAGUUUGGGUUGUAUAUUUUUCUCUGUUCAAACUGAAGGCUAGUUGUGCUUCAAGUUUUUAUUCAAGAAACAAAUGUUGCCUUGAAGUGACUUAAGAUAAAUAUAUAUAUAUAGACAUUACGUAACCUGUAUGAAGACCGAGGUCUGAGAAGGCUUUGUAAUCUUAUGCUAUCGCUCCCAUCGGAGCCGUUACACACUUUCUAUUCCUUUGUUUUCACGUCCUUCCUGUCACUUAGUUUGCUGACAUUUAUCAUCAACAGGGUUAAGGCUUACAGAACCAUGGUUUUAUUUUAAAAGCCUCUGGACCAUUAGGAGCUAGUGCGUUGCUAUCAGCAUGUCAGUGUUGGCACUGACUGUUAAUAAGGAGACUGAAUUAAUAUCAUUAGGUUAAACAAAAUAUCAGUGAUGCUGCUGAAGUGGAAAAUUCAAAGGUUAAGUAUGAUGUAAUGUGGUGGAUAACGAUUUAGACAGGGGAACCUAUAAAAACGUUUUCAUGUAAUCCCUGACAUUUAAGAUGCCAUACAAACAGUCAUUACAAGGCACAGCACAUCUCUCAAACAAUAACUAACGACAGAUGGUCAAAAUCUUAGAUGUGAAGCACAUCAUGGAACUGGCUUGUAACUCACUAACUCAUCGCAUUUAACAGGUUGCAUUUCUUCCACAAGGGGGAGGGGCUCGUUGUCAGACCAGCUCUAUACUUGCCAACCUGCAUCACCUAUAGGACAAAAAGUGGCAGCGGUAGUAGUCCAGACCAGUAGAAGAUGAUGUGCUGGUCGCCUCCCACAGGCAAGGAGAGGAAAAGCUGUUUCAAUUUUAACAGAUGUUACAGCUGCAAAUUUUUUUUUUUAAAUAUAACAUCAUUAAGUUUCACUCAUGUUUAUUCAUCCACACAAAGAUGAAAAUAACAGCGCUCCCAUCCUAAUCGACCACUGAUGAUUACCAAAACGUAGUAAAUAAGAAGAUACUCAUAAAAUAAAACCACACCAAAAAAACAACACAAAAUAAUAGAAAUAAAUGUUUAAAACAAGUAAAAC
Molecule: messenger RNA, 3494 nt
Organism: Seriola dumerili (greater amberjack)
Lineage: Eukaryota; Metazoa; Chordata; Actinopteri; Carangiformes; Carangidae
Gene: slc71a1-2
Product: hippocampus abundant transcript 1 protein-like
Exons: 12
Coding region: 135-1607 (490 amino acids)
Biological process (GO): transmembrane transport
Cellular component (GO): membrane
Molecular function (GO): transmembrane transporter activity
Source: RefSeq, a predicted model, not a curated record